ACUGGUGGGGCAAAGCAAUUCGAAGUUCGUCCUCGUCGACCGUGGCCCUUUGCGUAGUGCCCUCUCUUUCUCACUUGGAACGGGGGUUGCCUGCCCUGGCUAUUCAUCCUUCAUCAUCUUUGCUCCAUCGGCGAUCGGUUAGUUCUUCCAUUUACAAGGGUAUUUUUCUGCAGAUAGCUUGGGAGUGUACGAUCUCGAUGUCUGGUUGAACGCUAGUCCUCAAUCUGACAAAUGGCAGCCAGAGGCAAUAUUCCAGCAGCAUAUGAGGGGCGUUCUGUCCAAGUUCCUGGGAUGAUGCGGCAUGGUCCAUAUACUGGUGUAAGUUCUUCUGCAGGCCAUCCUUCUCUAGAGGCCCUGCCCCGUCAAAUGUUGGGUGAUGAAAUUGCAUCUCAGGAAGAAGAAAUAAAGCGACUAGUGGGCGACAACCGUAGGCUGGCAAGUACUCAUGUGGCCUUGAGAGAAGAGCUUGUCGCUGCUCAGCAGGAAGUGCAUAAACUGAGGGCACAUAUUAGGAGCAUUCAAACUGAAAGUGAUAUCCAGAUCAGAGUUUUACUGGAUAAGAUUGCAAAAAUGGAGAGAGACGUUAGAGCUAGUGAGAAUGUAAAGAAGGAACUCAAACUAGCCCAUCUUGAAGCGCAGAGCUUGGUAGCCACUAGACAAGAACUGAAAAGCCAAAUUGAAAGAGCUACUCAGGAAUUGAAGAAAGUCCGUGGUGAUGUCAAGAGUUUGCCAGAUCUGCAGGAUGAACUGGACAGCUUAGUGCAAGAACACCAUAGAUUACGUUGCAAUGAACUCGGCUGCUGUUCAUUGGAUUGUCUAAACAUGGAGAGACCAGAAUGCAUUCAUGAUGUGUUGUCUUCAAAUUGGAAUCUGGUUGGGCACAGUGCAACCUUUGAAUAUGAAAAGAACAAAAACGUUGAGUUAGUGGAGCAACUAAAAGCAACAGAGAAGAAUCUGAUAGGAAUGGCAAGAGAAGUUGAAUUUUUACGAGCUGAGAUUCAGAAUGUUGAGAAAAGAACACAUGCGCCAAAUCCGUAUGGUGCUGCUGCAGCAAUACCCAGAACCUUUGUUGAUGCCUAUGGGAGAGCUCAAGUAGGAGAGACAGCACCAGCCUAUGGGGCCGGCAAUGGCCGGCAGCUUUGACUAGGGCUGCUAGGGCUGGACUGCUUGAUUCCUCAGUUCCUAGGAAGUGAUGUUUCGUGAGGAGCAAUCAGAUGUAAUUCUUGAUUCUAGCUGUUGCUAGUAUAAGCCAUGAAUUGAUGGUUAUAUUGUUUAUAUAUAAAACACAGAUCUGAUGGCUCUAUUGUAACCCUUCUCUAUAUAAUGUCAGUGAAUUUUGUAAAGUGUUGAAUCAAAUUUGUAAUGGCCUCUUGUAAUGUAUUUAUUUAAACUUAUUUUAAAAAAAUUUAAAUAAAGAGCUCUUUUUUU
This is a messenger RNA of Neltuma alba, 1428 nucleotides long. RefSeq names its product protein FLX-like 4. The record is from RefSeq and is a predicted model, not a curated record. The transcript is spliced from 5 exons. NCBI's taxonomy places the organism in Eukaryota, Viridiplantae, Streptophyta, Magnoliopsida, Fabales, Fabaceae. Bases 232 to 1143 code for a protein of 303 amino acids.